GUCUGCGCCAAGGGGCAAGGGAGGGCGGUGGCCGGGUCCGCGGCCAGGCACUGCAGGUCCCUCCCGCGCCCAGCGCUCCCGUCAUGUGGUUCCAUACCCCCCGGACUCAUUUCCAAAAAAGCAUUUCCUCCUGCUGCGGUUGGGUGUAAAAGGCUGUCUGGGGAGGGCUGGCGCUCACUCACCACGCGUCGCGUGCUGCUGACGGCAGCCGUGGGGUGCCGGGGCACCCUGCCCGGGCACGGAGCUGCCCCGACACCCCGCUGCACCUGCUGGCCCCUCACCGCCCCGGCAUGACCCAGCCGCAUCGGCCACAAGGAUGAAGUGUUGCUGCCCUGGGGUGGCUUGGGUGACCUUGGCAGCGCUGUGGCUGGCAGCCAGCGAAUCGCAGCCCCCGGGGUGGCGGGACCGGGCUGUGCUGCAAAGGCAGCGGGUCCCGGUGCAGCCACUCCUCCGCCUGCGGAGACAUACCCACCGACGCCAGUGCCCUGACAGCAUGAACUGGAUCGAGACUGCUGGCCGCUGCUGCCAUCCAUGUCCCGCAGGGACAUUCCUGUACGAGGCCUGCACAAGCCCUGAGAAUCGGAGCGUGUGCCGCCCCUGUCCCGCCGGCACCUUCCGCGCCCAGCCCAACACCCUCAGAGAGUGCCAGGCUUGCUACGAGUGUGACCAACACGCCUUCCAGACUGUGCUGAGCAACUGCUCGGCCACCAGAAACAUCGCCUGUGGCUGCGAGCCCGGCCGAUUCCGUGUCUGCCUCGACAAGCAGUGCAGCGAAUUCUCUUGCCAGAAGUGCCAGUCCUGCACUGGACGCCUCAUCCAGCAACCCUGCUCAGAGGCGCAGGACACACUUUGUGACAGCAGCUGCAAGCCUGACUUCUACAGAGAGGGUGAUGGAUGCCGGCCAUGUGGCACGCGCACUGUGGACACGUGUGGCAAAGAGUGCCAGCAAGUGUGCGGCAGCAAAAAACAAGGCUCAGGUCUGGAGUACAUCCUGCUGGGACUCGCCGGGCCUCUCUUCCUGGGUGCCCUGGCCAUCUACCACAAGAGGAAGAGGUUCUGGCCUGAUGCUUCGGAACGUGGUCCCCACCCCAUGGCACAGCCUGCCAUCCCCAUGCCCAGGGCUGCAGCCACACCCCGGUGCUGGUUCAAUGCCGGGAGCUGGCACAACCCGUGCUGGACCCAGCCAUGCCCCCCGCAGGGGACAGAGCGUGCCGCUGGCACAGCAAAGAGCCUCAGCCAGGCCUUGCUGCGUGAGCCACCCAGUGACGAGGGGGAGCCCUGUGCUCCCCCGGAGCCCCGCGGUGCCUUGCUGCAGGGCAGCCAGCUCUACGCCGUCAUCGACGCGGUGCCGGUGCGGCGCUGGAAGGAGUUCAUGCGGAUGCUGGAGCUGCGGGAGGCAGAGAUUGAGCUGGUGGAGCUGGAGGUGGUCCACAUCCGCGACCAGCAGUACGAGAUGCUGAAGCGCUGGUGCCAGCAGACCAGUGCCACACUGGACCACGUCUUUGCCGCCCUGGAGCGCAUGGAGCUGGCCGGCUGUGCUGAGGCACUGCGCCAGAGUCUGCCCGUGGGACCCUGAUCCCCAGCGUCAGCACCCUGGCACAGGGAGGUCCCGACGCCUCC
Molecule: messenger RNA, 1620 nt
Organism: Passer domesticus (house sparrow)
Lineage: Eukaryota; Metazoa; Chordata; Aves; Passeriformes; Passeridae
Gene: TNFRSF25
Product: TNF receptor superfamily member 25
Exons: 7
Coding region: 317-1576 (419 amino acids)
Biological process (GO): signal transduction
Cellular component (GO): plasma membrane
Molecular function (GO): protein binding
Source: RefSeq, a predicted model, not a curated record